AUGUCCCGAACCUUUUCUAUCAUGCUCCAGAGCCAGCCGCUCAAAAGCCCCAGCUUCACUUUGCUAUGCCGAGAGAAUAUUGGGAGAGUCUUCUCGAGUAUGCGCAAUCUUUUGACCAACUUCGAGAAGUCAAGAGAAAAGUUUACAAGUUCGGGGGAUCACCAAAUUGGGGUACAGACAGCGAGUUAUACCAUUGAGCUGUCGACACCAAAGCUGUCCAACGAAACAAGGGAUGUCUGGCUUGAGAUGACAGGCAUCUCUAUCACUGAGUCGCCUCCCUCUUCGGUCAGGAAAUUGUCUAUGGGAAUGUAA
Messenger RNA from Penicillium angulare, 312 nucleotides. RefSeq lists its product as uncharacterized. The transcript has 2 exons. The record is from RefSeq and is a predicted model, not a curated record. Lineage: Eukaryota; Fungi; Ascomycota; Eurotiomycetes; Eurotiales; Aspergillaceae. The coding region runs from base 1 to 312 and encodes 103 amino acids.